GCGGGAUCAUCUGACGAUGCUUUGAAAGGUCACUUGAAUCAGUUUAAUCAUAUUAAAAAUAAUGAUAUGGACAGCAGCUUCAAGGAGCAACUUUUACAAGAUAAUAGAAAAGCUCAAAACAGUCAGUUUAGCAUAGCGGGAUCAUCUGACGAUGCUUUGAAAGGUCAAUUGAAUCAGUUUAAUCAUGUUAAAAAUAAUGAUAUGGACAGCAGCUUCAAGGAGCAACCUGUCCAAGAUAAUAUAAAUGCUCAAAACAACCAAUUUAACAUGGCGGGAUCAUCCGAAGAUAAUUUGAAAGCUCAAAACAGUCAAUUCAACAAGGAGGAACCACUCGAAGAUAAUUUGAAUGGUCAAAUGAAUCAAUUUAACCAUAUUAAAGAUGAUAUGGACAAUACGAAUCAAGCUCUGCAAGAUACUACCAAAGCUCAAAGUCAUCAAUUUAAUCAUUCUAAAGUUAAUGAUAUGGACAAACCCAUAGACGACCAUACAACAGCUCAAACCAGUCAGUUAAACCAUCAUCCACCAACAAAUGAUACUAGUUCUUCCAAUACAGAAGAGUCUAAAGCGCCAUCGAUAAUUAACCAUCAGAUGCUUCACCCAUGGGCAACCCAACAUUCAAGGCACCAUUACCGCGACCAAGACUUCACGGAAAACCAAAAAUAUUUGACAGGGAAAGUGAUGAAGACUCACCAACAACAGAACUGGGAUAAAUGGGGUCAUUACGAUGACGACAUGGAUUUGAUGCGUUCUGACAUGACUUCUUGGAAUGAUCAGGGACUCGAAGCAGGAAGUAAGGAUAUAAGUGGUUCUUAUAACGAUCCUUAUGGGGAUAUGAUGGGUGAUUAUAAGGAACCAUAUGGUAGCAACGGUACGAGUAGGGGAUACGGUGAGUCGUAUGAGGACAAUAAGGAUGGUAAUUAUAUGGAUAAUGAGGGAGUUGACAAGGGUAUGGAUGGUACAUAUGGGGAAACGAAUAAUUAUGACACGGAUAUGACGAGUAUGUAUAAGGGUACAGAUAGCAAAGCCUACCCCAAACAACCAGAAGAUAACAUAGGAUCCAUGGAUACAACUUUGGUAGUACAUUCACAGGAUUCAAGAGGAAAACAAAGGAUAAAUGGCUUGUCUUUUGAAGGUGGUGUGGGGAUGUCAUUGCAGCAGUAUGCAGAUGAAAUAGGACAAGUCCGUGGACUGCAUCAUAUGCCCUCAGAGAAAAAGGAAGACAAUUUAAAGAUAAAAAGAAAGAAAAAGUCAAAACAUUAGCAGAGCAAUUUUAUUUGUACAUGAUAGCUCCAUUAGUGUAAAAGGGAGUAUUAUAAUAGUGCAAUUUUAUAUAGAUGGGAAAAUAUAAAGACGUCAUUUGAUGACUUUGUCUAUGUGACAUGCAACUAUGUACAUUGUCUACAGUAAAUAAGCACUUUUUGAAGUGUCAAUUCCACUCAAAUAUAUGCUUGGCAAACAUUGCUCGAGCUUGUCCCAACGUUGCUCGCACACGUUUGACUCAAAUACAAAUGAAUAAAAGUUUCCUUAAAAACGAGAUUAUUCGUCUUUUUAUCUCAGUGUCAACUCGCUCCACGUCUCCGACGUUUUGUAAAAAAAAUGUUCAUGGUUCAAUAAAAAAGCUAAAAGUAUAUAAAAAGCCGAGAGUAUAUAACGAUACCGUACUUGAUGUAUGUACAGUGUGCUCGGCCCUGAACAGUCGAGUAUCGUUACGUCUUCCGGCUCUUUGUCGACGUAAGAAACGGAUUCAUGUCUCUCUACAUGCUCCAUAUUCUUACUGAACUGUAAAAACUUUCCACAUUAUCGUCCCCAUAUGGUAUAAUCGUCGCAAAACUAUCAGAGGUUUGAGAAUUACUGUAAUACUGCAAUUACCAUACACUUGCAUCUCCAUACCUGGACUACGACGUUAAACAGCAUUGCUAUACUUUGACUGCAACUCAAGCAAUUCGUCUGGAAUAAGAUUCAUGUAUUGUAGAAGACUUAAACACUUCGUCAAAAACCACUCUCUAAAACUCAUGUACCU
This is a messenger RNA of Paramuricea clavata, 2020 nucleotides long. The record is from the annotation of a GenBank genome assembly. NCBI's taxonomy places the organism in Eukaryota, Metazoa, Cnidaria, Anthozoa, Malacalcyonacea, Plexauridae.